AUUUGUUUUGGCAAGAUGAUGACAGAUACCUCACAGCAGGAGACCAUGGACAGUGUAGACACUGUGGAGAGUGUCGAUACUGGGGAUCAGCCCUUGCCCUCCUCCACUUCUGACGCUGUGACACAGUAUUAUUUGAAGCCCCCCCGAUGGUCUCACGCUGUGCAGGUUAACCUGAAGCCCAAGAUGGUCAGCGUGGGCACACAGACGUCUUUCAGCCCACAAACCUCCACUCCCCUCGCUAGUCCUGAACAGACAGAUGAUGAAGAUGAUGAUAAUGCCUCUGUCGUUAGUGACUUAUCGUGGGUGCCCGAAGAGCCGAUGCAUGAGGAGGACUUGUUUGAUGAGGAGCCACCUUACGCGUGUGACCCCCACCACAAUGGCAUUGACAAAUUCAUUGUUUGCCAAGAGGAGCUGAUGGGCCUUUUUGCCAUCUGUCCGGCCUGUUGUGAGAGGUCAAAUAGUAGCAUCGUGCAGCAGGAAGGAACUUUUGUUAAGAUCAAGCAGGUCUGUGCAUCAUGUGGCUACCACCGUUUCUGGCAAAACCAACCAAUGCUCCACAGGAACAUGCCGACCUGCAACCUCCUGUUAAGUGGGGCCAUUCAUUUCACUGGAUGUUUGGCCACCCAGACAUUAAGAAUGCUGACUCUGUUUGGCCUGCAGUGCAUCAGUGCGAGCAGUUUCUUUCGCCAUCAGCGCCGCUACACUAUCCCUGUAAUCGUUCAGGCCUGGCAAAACGAUCAAGCAAAGAAUUUUAGCGACCUACGGGCAAUGGAUGGCGGGCUAGUUCUUGCUGGUGACUGCAGGUCAGAUUCUCCUGGGCACUGCGCGAAGUAUGGAUCCUACUCUCUGAUAGAGGACAGAGUGAACAAGGUGGUGGAUGUUCAGCUUGUUCAGGUAAACCUGAUGUUAUUAGACAAAGAAAUGAACUCUGCAAUUUGGUAAACUGAUGGUAUCUUAAUAUAACAUCUUUCCACUAGUACAACGAUGCAUAGAGCUUUAUUGUGUAUUGCCUAACUAGAGUACAGUGUAUCAUAAUACCUGGACCAGCAAUGCGUCGGUUCAUCCACGCCUCCUUCAACAACACCAGCAUUCUACACUUACACUGUUAUGUCAUGUUGCACAGCUCAGAGGUCCCCAACAGCUCAUGGUGUGAGCUUGAAGGGCUCAAGCGCAGUG
This is a messenger RNA of Carassius auratus (goldfish), 1176 nucleotides long. RefSeq lists its product as uncharacterized. The record is from RefSeq and is a predicted model, not a curated record. NCBI's taxonomy places the organism in Eukaryota, Metazoa, Chordata, Actinopteri, Cypriniformes, Cyprinidae. Bases 16 to 942 code for a protein of 308 amino acids. The transcript is spliced from 5 exons.